Habropoda laboriosa is the source of this 1707-nucleotide messenger RNA. RefSeq lists its product as uncharacterized. Lineage: Eukaryota; Metazoa; Arthropoda; Insecta; Hymenoptera; Apidae. The coding region runs from base 1 to 1707 and encodes 568 amino acids. The transcript is spliced from 3 exons. The record is from RefSeq and is a predicted model, not a curated record.
AUGAAUCGAUCGAAAUGGAACCUUUUUUCGUUGGUGAUGCUCUCGUUAAUCUCUACGGGCAUCCAGUCACCGUCGAAGGAAAACACGGAGCAUCGUCCGAGGAAACGUCACGUCUCGAUGUCGAGUCAAUCGGUUAACGGGCCACCCUACUGGGAGCACAUUCUCCGUGAGUUUGUGUUCAAGACGGUCUCACCACCGCCACAGGGCAACCAUCAGCUGUACAAACGUCUAUUGGACGCGCCAUUUUACGCCGGCCCGUUUCCGUUUCCAACAACCGACUCCGCAACCGUCCUCGUGUUAUCGCGCGGCGACGUUUAUCACCUGGCGAACGGCCACUGGCUGUUCUGCCAGCAGGGCUGCUUCGACUGUGAGGUGUGCUCAGAGCACACGCACCCUGCGGUCAAGUGGAUACUAAGGAGGAUCAAGAGGAUCUCGUCACAUGGCUCGCCUAGACACGAUCUACAGCUGACGAUCCUGCCGCAGGUGGACGGUAGCUACCACAUGAAGAGCCUUUGGCCUCGAUCCUACGUCUACGUGACCUCCCAAGGCGAGCAGGACGCCUACUUCAACGAUAGACGUUAUUAUCGUAACGACGGAACCGCUUAUGCGAAUCAUACCGAAGAUGAUUCUUCCGGGCAGGGAAGAACGGGGAGAAAUUUUUGGACGUUCGUUGAUAGGAAUUCUUUGUCUGACAGGAGUGCAGUUGGAACGCAGGUGCCUGAAAAACGAGUAAUUGGAGGUAAUGAUAGUAGUGAUAGUUCUAAGGAGCACGUAGAUAAUAAUAAUAAGGAGAAUGUUGAGAGUACAAGUGUUAGGUCUAAAAAGGACGACGAAGAGGUGACUGGGAAUGAUUUGAAAAAUGUUAAGAGGCAACCUACCGAAGUGAAGUUGAAGGAGGGGGAAGCUACGAAUGGUUCCACGGUGGAUAAUAAAUUUAAGGAGAAUAGAAGUAACAGGGUCAGACAGUUGAUACCAAAAUUGAUUCUCGGGACUGAUCAUUUGGGACAGAAGCAUUUAGUGCACGUGGUACCUGCUGAUGCAUCGACGAAUACGAGUUUGGUCAAUUCUGCUGUGUCAAAUGGUUUGAAUUCGGCUGGUCAAAAUAGAACUGCUUAUCAGAGAAUAUUGAGAAGGAUCUAUGAUUCGUUGAGCAGUAACAGAAGGUCUAUCGAAAGUUUCCUUGAUCCUUCGAAGCAAGCAGGACAAGUGAAUCAGCAAAGUGAGGAGCACCAGCAACAAGAAACGAGGAGUGGUUUGGCAGGACUGAAACAAACAGGUCGUUUCUAUCCUAUUCAUGACAGAGGAGCUCGAAAUAAAUCUUCGUUGUACGAACGAUGGCCUUAUACGUUAAACUGGAGCAGGCAACGAGAUAAAUCUAACGAUGAUGUAUUUCCUGAAAGGUUUAUAAAUAAUACAAGCAAUAUUGGUCAUAGGCUGAGUAAUCCUGGAAUACAAAAUAAUCUCGCGAAUUUAACGUUGCAUCGGGAUAUGAGGAAUAAGAACGCAUCUGACAGGAUUCGUUCUAAAUUGAUCGAUAAUGAUAGUUUGAAAAUGGGUAACGUCACUCGAAAAUUUAUACCUAGAAAGUAUAAAAUAGUUGUUACUACCGAGUCAACUACAAAAUUGAGCGAUAUCACGAAUGAUAGAGAAAUUAUUCAAAACCGUGGCUACCUGACUCCUGGAAAUCAGAAUGUUACGUCUAGAUAA